This is a messenger RNA of Verticillium dahliae VdLs.17, 309 nucleotides long. RefSeq lists its product as uncharacterized. The transcript has 2 exons. Lineage: Eukaryota; Fungi; Ascomycota; Sordariomycetes; Glomerellales; Plectosphaerellaceae. The coding region runs from base 1 to 309 and encodes 102 amino acids. The record is from RefSeq and is a predicted model, not a curated record.
AUGGCCCGAGCGCACGAGCAACAACGAGUACAAGCUGGCUACGUCAUUGCGGCGCACGAGACUCGGGUAGAAAGGACCAGUGAGAUCCGAGGGGACCUCCGUGGAGCCACCAGCUCGUUGGGAAGCUUGUGGAUAAGUACAGGGCCAAGAGAAGCAAGCACCUGGGAAUGCAGAAUCAGAGACAUGGAUUUCCAAGGUCCGGCGCAUCCUAUGACGCCAUGGGAUUCUCCCAUUUUCCACUCUGCUCAAUUCCAUCAGCGUCCCAUGCGGCCAGGCGUCAUGUGCGCCUGUCAAUCCUACCCUGUGUGA